This is a messenger RNA of Brienomyrus brachyistius, 806 nucleotides long. RefSeq names its product beta-galactoside-binding lectin-like. Gene Ontology annotation, molecular function: laminin binding; carbohydrate binding. Bases 123 to 521 code for a protein of 132 amino acids. The record is from RefSeq and is a predicted model, not a curated record. The transcript is spliced from 4 exons. Lineage: Eukaryota; Metazoa; Chordata; Actinopteri; Osteoglossiformes; Mormyridae.
AGGAAUUUCGCAAAAGGUUUGCGCAAGUUCGCAUCGCCAUAAAAAGCGGUGCCGAAGUUUAACGAACCAUCUCGGACAUCCCUGAUAAUCAGUCUUAAAAUUCGCGCACCAAAACCGGGAAGAUGGCUCUGACAGUGCAUAACAUGUCUGUGAAGGCUGGGAAGGACCUGAAGAUCUCUGGUGUUCCCCAGAAUAAAGCCGAGGGGUUCACCAUCAAUCUCGGCUAUGGGGAGGAAAACAUCGCCCUGCACUUCAAUGUUCGCUUUAACCAGCACGGGGACCAUCGCACCAUCGUCUUCAACUCCAAGCAUGCCGGCUCCUGGUCCAGUGAGCAGAGGGAGAGUAACUUCCCCUUUAAGGAGGGGGAGGAGUUUAAGGUGUACAUCAGUUUCAGCAACAGUACAUUUCAAAUCAAGAUGCCGGGCAACACUGUGUCAUUCCCCAAUCGUUUUGGUGCUAACAAGUUCAUGUUUAUCCAAGUACAGGGGGAUGUCAGAAUCAAUGGAUUCAAGAUUAGUUAAGCAAGUCUACAGUCACUGGAUCUGCCCAGUCUGGCUGCUGAUUGGCUGAGAUCUGUGCCCUAUUCUCUGUGAAACUUCAUCACGAUGCUUACACCACUGAUGCACUUGUGAUUAUACCGCGUGUUAUUGCUAUGUACCUCUGUUUGUACAAACGCUGUGAACCUGCACAACUUUCCUAGUUGGUCUUCUGAAGGUAUUUUAACUCCAAACUAUGAAAAUAAUUUCAACAUUUCAGAUGCUUUUUUAAAUAAAUCUCACUGCAUUUUGCACUGCUUUCAGUCUGCA